Macrosiphum euphorbiae (potato aphid) is the source of this 1155-nucleotide messenger RNA. The record is from the annotation of a GenBank genome assembly. NCBI's taxonomy places the organism in Eukaryota, Metazoa, Arthropoda, Insecta, Hemiptera, Aphididae.
AUGGAUCUGUUUCCUUUCUACCGGCAAAAUCAACAGCGGUGGCAGAACUCCAUCAGGCACUCGCUGUCGUUCAACGACUGUUUUGUUAAAGUGCCCCGGACACCCGACAAACCAGGUAAGGGUUCGUUUUGGACAUUGCACCCAGACUCUGGCAACAUGUUCGAGAAUGGUUGCUACCUUCGCCGGCAAAAACGUUUCAAAGACGACAAAAAAGACGCUUCGUCGAUCCGGCAACACGGUGACGGUGGUCAUCACCAUCAGCACCACGGCGGCCACAAUCACUCAAAAAGUUCGUCACCCAUGCUACACAGCGGUGGUGGCGGUGGCAGUCAACACCAGCUCAGCGGCCAACAUCAACUAAGUGGUGGCCAUCAUCAUCAGCAGCACCAUUUAGACAUGGUGCUGGAUAAGAAGCCGUCGUCGUCGGUACCGCCGUCAUCGGCGUCGUCCUCCUCCGUACUCGCCGCUGCUGCUGACCACCACCACCACCUGCUUCAACUGCAACACCACCAUAAUCAAAAACUAGGUGCCGGUGGUGGCGUGCUCAUGUCAUCAGCCGCUGCGGCAGACUUAGGAUUCGGUGGUGGCAUGCACCAUCAACACCAACAACACCAACAGCAGCAGCAACACAGCAAACACCAUUUACUUCUGCACCACCACCAUACGCACGAUCACCAAAAUAGCCACAACAACGGUAAUCACCAUGACAGCGACCACGAUCACGUUCACCACAUGCACCAUCACUUACAACAACACGGUGGUGGCGACGAUGACUCGUCAUCGUCCAUGUUGGUUGGGUCAUUGCUGCAACACCACCAACACCAGCAACAACAACACCACCAGCAGCAGCAUCACCACCAGCAGCAGCAGCAGCACCAUCAGCAGCAGCACAGCCCGGUAGACAUUUACGCCGCGGCUGCGGCCGCCGCACAUCACAAUCACCAACAACAACAACAGCACCAGCAGCAACAGCAGCAGCAUCAUAGCCACCAUCAGCAACUGCAACUGCAACAGCACCUCAAGUCUUCAGCAGCAGCGGCUGCCGCGGCCGCAGCUGCUGCCGAAUUUGCCGCAUCCAACCAUCCGUUUUCAAUUACGCGACUGUUGCCGCCACCUCCAACGGCCUCAGCUGCUGCUGCCGCGUCGGCGUCCUGA